This is a messenger RNA of Acyrthosiphon pisum (pea aphid), 3966 nucleotides long. RefSeq lists its product as uncharacterized. Gene Ontology annotation, biological process: regulation of transcription by RNA polymerase II; anatomical structure development. The transcript has 7 exons. Gene Ontology annotation, molecular function: RNA polymerase II cis-regulatory region sequence-specific DNA binding; DNA-binding transcription factor activity, RNA polymerase II-specific. NCBI's taxonomy places the organism in Eukaryota, Metazoa, Arthropoda, Insecta, Hemiptera, Aphididae. The record is from RefSeq and is a predicted model, not a curated record. The coding region runs from base 517 to 2592 and encodes 691 amino acids.
AGUCUAUGUUUGACGAGCGGACGCGUUCGGUCGACGACCACGACCACGACCACUGUGACCGCGUUCAUUCGUCCGUUUUCAGAUAUAAUAUUCUAAUCAUAUUACGUGGUUAUUAUAGAUCGAUCUACGGUCCCGUUCCGUUAACACCGUCGACAUUUCCGAGACAUUUUAUCUCCGUCGGGUUUUCGCGCACCGGCAAUUUCACCGCGUGAGAAAGUUCCUCCGGCGCAGCUGAAGCCCAAUAGGAUACGUCAUAUAAAUUACACGCAUCAGUUGCGUACGACCAUCGUCGUGAUGCGUUAUUGUGACCCGUCGACGAUCCGUUGGCGCGUCGAUCGUAAAUCGGAAUUCGCCGGGAAGACGUCUUCGUAAGUCGAAAUAUUUUGAUAUCAAGGCGCUCAUAAUUAUUCCGUAAAUCGUCUUAUCAACCAUUAGCAAUCUUGUCGGACAAACGAUCAAAGUAGUGAACUAAGCAGCUACUUAAAUAGUGAACUUCUAUAAGCAACAAACAAAAAAAUGGCCAACUCUACGUCGGUGACCAAGUGCACUGAUUUUUCGGUGUCUAGCCUCUGCCGAGACAUGAAAACUUCACCUCCUGAUCCAGCAAUCGUGGUCGGUGGAACUGGCACUAAUAUGAAAUUGACACUGCCUCUUGCAGCUUGCGCACCUUUUUCAUCUAAUAUUAAUGGACCAACAGCCAUCACGACCGCAGUCGCUGGUAGACCGCCACCGUCCACGUCGCCGUCGCCGUCUCCGUCACCGGCCACGCUACGCGAACUGUACGCCAUGGCGGCCAGCCAACAGCACCAGCAGCACUCGCGACUACUCGAGCUAUCCAACAGAUAUCGCGGGUAUCCGGAAAUCGCCCAUCACGUAUUCAACCAACAAGGAGCAGUCACCAAGUUGCUAGGAACCCUUAGACCUCCCGGACUGAUUGGUGGAAGCAAACCCAAGGUUGCCACUCCGGCAGUCGUAUCGAAAAUUGAAUUCUACAAACGAGAAAAUCCAACGAUAUUCGCGUGGGAAAUUCGCGAAAAGCUCAUAUCUGAAGGAGUGUGCACGAACGGUACGGCGCCAUCGGUGAGCAGCAUCAACCGGAUAUUGCGGAACAGGGCAGCGGAGAGGGCCGCGGCCGAGUUCGCGCGGGCCGCCGGGUACGGGCUGUACCAGGUGUCGCACCCGUACGCGUCUUUCCCGUGGCCACCACACCCACACGGCAUGUGGCCGGGCGUGGCCACGGACGGUCCAUCCGCUGUGGCCGCAGCAGUAUCGUCGUCUGGUGGACUGCCGAUGCACCACGGACCGUCCGGCGCGUCCAACAAAAACACACCACUGCAGCAAAUGAUCAAUGCCCAUCAACCUUGCGGCGUAAUGUCGUCCAGAGAUCUCAUGCCCAGGCUCUUAGGUGACGGAUCCGGAGGCGUUGACGGUUGCAAAGACGACAUGGAAAGCGUGGGCAGCGGCAGCGGUUCCGAGCAACCAAAGUUCAGGCGCAACCGGACCACGUUCAGCCCGGACCAACUCGACGAACUGGAAAAGGAGUUCGACAAGAGUCACUACCCGUGUGUGAGCACUCGCGAACGGCUGGCUGCCAAGACCAGUUUGUCCGAAGCUAGAGUCCAAGUAUGGUUCUCGAACCGAAGGGCCAAGUGGCGUCGGCACCAGCGCAUGAACAAAUCGCGUCGGUCGGGCGUGGCGGCCGCGUCGACCGUGUCGGGCGGCAGCAGCGGUUCGGCGGCGGGUACGCCCACGCCGCCGGUCGUGUCGCCCGUCGCGGGUGCGAUCGGUGGCCCGGUCGGUGGACCGGACGGCGUCGGCGGUCCGCCCUGUCCGGCCGCGGUGGCUAGGUGCCUGGGUGGCGGCGAGAACAGCGCGUUCCGAUCGCUGAUGCCGCAACAACACUUGCACCGACAGCUCAUCGAGCAGAGUUAUGCCGCGUCCGAAUCGUCCGAAGAGAUAAACGUGACCACGGACGAUGAAGACGACGAAGGUGGUGCCGUCGGCAGCGGUGGUGUCUGCGGCGUUGGCGUCAUCGACGAACCGAUGGACGACGGAGACGGUUCCAAUAAUUCGUCUUCGUACAACCACAACAGAAAUAACGACAACAACAACAACGACGGCAGUGGAGGCGGCGGUGAUGGCGACAUCGACGAUGACGACGACGACGGAAAGACAUCCCUGACGUCACCGGCACCACACCACCUUCAUCACAAUCAUCAUCAUCAUAACAAUCACCAUUCCCGUCCACGAUUUGGUGCUGACCGACCGCCGUACUUCGGUCACGUUAUGCACACGGCCGACCCGAAACGAGCGGUCGACAUCCCGAACAACAAUCACCACCUCCCACACCACCAUCACCAACACCUCCACAACAACAACAACAACAAUAACCACCACAGCAACAACAACAAUAACAGCAUUCAGCACCACAACAGCGUGCUGUCCACGAUCGCUUCGUGGCGCGAAAUGGCUGCCUUUACUGCCCUUCACCACCGGGCCCUCGAACAGGGCGCGGCCAAAGCGGCUGCGGCUGCGGCGGCGGCGGCUGCGCAACCGUUGCAGUUGACCAAGUACGACAAGGACAGGGCGUAGGCCGGACGGCGCAGGUGUUACGCAUGUACAAAAAACCGCACGUAAUAUACAGGGUGAUUCAAAAGUUUAAUUUAUAAUGUGCCGAUAUGAAAUAGAGUCGAGAUCAUGGACGCAGAUGGAAAAAAAAAUACCUUACGUCCUGGGACAGCUGUCACGUUAGCCGGGUCGUAUAGAACAUCAUUAAUUGUAACGCUCUAUGGAGUAAACUAGACUUGAUCGUUUUGAAAAGAUUUUUCGCUUCGCCUAUCGUUCCUGCUCCAGUAGAGGUAUGUUCAUUUUUAAAUAAUAAAAAAAGGUACGAAUUUUCCCAAAUUGGACGGAGACUUUUGAAUCGCUCUGUAUUGUAAACUUAACGAUAAUAUAAUAGUUGUAAUUGUAGGUAUAACAAAAUGAUAAUAAUAUCACCGCGUGGCGCGUUUGCACGGGCAGGAAUAUUAUAUAGUCCGACGGACGAAAGGCCGUUUCUAAUGUUUCUGUAUAAUUUGUUUUUUGAACGUGCGUGGCACACCGUGGGUACUGUCGGAGGGGGGGAGCAUACCAUUCUUUCCAACCGCUAUAAUUAACAGCGGCGGAGGGCUUACCUGGUCGUAUAUGGUUGACUUGUAAGUAUAUUUGAGGGAAUUCUACGUGACGAGUUUUUUUCCGAUGUACGUCGCAUAAAAAUGGGUCUCGUGUGACUACAACUACUCUCGAAUAUACGACGACUGUGUACUGAUUUUGAGGUGUGGUGGGGUUGAGUGGGGGUGUACUCAGGCAUAUAUACUCGAAAAUAUAGUUUUUGCGAACGCACAAUCAAUAUAAAAUGUUACGAUACGUGGUUUUCUUUUUUAAAUCAGUCGAGCUGCGGGGGACCUAUAGGUACAACAAUUCCCCUGAAAAUGUAUACGCAUAUCGCAUCACCUAGUCAACCCUGACUGUGCUCGAGUUUAUUAGAUUUUUCAACGACAGUAGAGCUCCAAAUAGUUUUGGCUCAUUACAACAUAAUAUUAAUAUUACACCGAAAUCGGGAGAAAUAUUUUCGGGGGACACCACCCUCUCACGACAGGCCGACCGCGUGCCCGCCCACCUGCAUCGCGCAUCUGUUGAUGUCUCUAGGCUAUUUAUUCCUCCUUACAUUUUUUAAUUAUAUUGUUUUCGUAGUUGCGUGUGUGUUGUACAACAUUUUUUAACUUGCAUUAGUCGUGAUUAUUUGUAUGAUAUUAUUACGCGUAAAACUCGUGUACCCAAUAAGUAGUUAAUUUAAAUCAAUUAUUAUAAUAUUAUUUGAUGUGUUUUUAAUUCAUUUCGGUCGGUUCAAUGAUCGGUGUGAUUAUAAUAAUGUAUGUUUGUAUAUAUGUAUUAAUGUAUCGUAUAAUAAUAGUUUAUGGUGUUCGA